Messenger RNA from Tricharina praecox, 1206 nucleotides. RefSeq names its product TipA protein. Gene Ontology annotation, cellular component: cytosol. Gene Ontology annotation, biological process: TOR signaling. The record is from RefSeq and is a predicted model, not a curated record. Lineage: Eukaryota; Fungi; Ascomycota; Pezizomycetes; Pezizales; Pyronemataceae. The transcript is spliced from 2 exons. The coding region runs from base 159 to 986 and encodes 275 amino acids.
GGUUACGGGAGAUCUGCAUCGCUCAACCCACCAAUCAACCCACCAACACCAAACACCACCACCUCGAUCAAACCAAACGCGAUACGAACCUCCGCGCCGUGUCGUCAUUGCAUCCGUCGCCUUCCUCAGUUCCGCGCACAGAACCAGUCCCCACAAUAAUGACGACCUUCCAGCCGCCACCUACGGGUCCCAUCCCGACCUCCUCGCGGGACCUGGGCAAGUCUCACACACAGCUGGGCUGGCGCAUCAGCACGCACAAGUUUCCGAUCUGCAACGCAACCGAAAUCAACACGAUGACGUCCGAGCUCGGGAUCGCGCCGCCCGAAAUGAUCUUCGGCAACAACUCUGUGCGGAUUGUGCACGUGGCCAGCGGGUUCACGGUAUCGUUCACGGCGCAGGAUGCGCUCGACGCUGUUGACAAAACCGGCGCGACGAUGCUGAAGGUCGCGUACUCCGAGGAGUGGCAGCGCAUGCGUGAGAAGCUCUCGGAGGAGAUUAAGGAUGUCAUUAGGCCGUUUGAUUGGAGCUAUUCGUCGAGCUGGAAGGGGAGGGUGGAGGGCGGUACAGCGGUGCUGAAGGAGGUGGGGCCGGAUCAGGGAAUCCCCUAUGAGAAGCUCAGACGGCCAGAUCCCAUCUUGCUGUUCGAUGAGGUCGUGCUGUAUGAAGACGAGCUGGCGGACAAUGGCAUUGCGGUGAUGAGCGUCAAGGUGCGGGUCAUGCCCGAGAGAUUGCUGGUUCUUCAGAGGUUCUUUUUGCGACUGGAUGGAGUCGUCGUGAGGAUUCGCGAUACGAGGGUGUAUGUGGAGUUUGCGACGGGCGAGGUGGUGAGGGAGUAUGUGAGCAAAGAGGCGAAGUAUGAGGAUGUUAAAAAGAAAUUCGCGAUGCACCCGCAGGAUGACAUCCCGAGUCUCUUGAGAGAUCCGAACCAGCUCGUUGAUGUGCUACCGAUCAUUGAGACGACGAGGGAGAGAACCAUGGCAAAAUAGAUGGCUUUUGAUUCUACCAUGUUUGAUUUGGAGACCCUGGUGUUAUUGUUUUGUAAAACGAGUACUUGAUAGAUAAUUCUUGUAGUGAGGUGAAUUCGUCACCCUUCCGCUAGAUUCAAACAUUGCAUCUCACUCACCAGCAGCCCAUCAUAACUCAUGGGGCUCGGUUCGGCGGGCACUGUAUCCCCGGCUACAAUCUGAUAACCCAGAUCUCCCGUAG